AUGCGGGGAUACACUACUCUGAUGCCAUGUGCCUCAAACUCGACCCGGACCUGGCAGAUUCAUGCAUUGACCUCAUCUGUUACACUACAAUCAGAACUAAUACAGCUUCCAAAGUACGUAAAGCGUUCCACAACUUCGAAUGCCUCUCCCUGGAUUUUCGGUUCACCGGCUCAAGUAAUAUUAACGCAGUUAGAUGCAGUAAACGGUGUGUUUGUUGUAUCACCACACGCCCCAACAGAUAGCAGUUCUGAGACUGAGAAGGACGAGUUUUAUCAAGAUCUGUCACGAAUGCUUCGGUCGGCAAGGACGGAUAUGGUAAUCUUGGUGGGUGAUAUGAAUGCCCAAGUUGGACGACUAAGUUUGGACGAAGCACAGUUAAGUGGCCCGCUUAGCGCUUCGCUUUCCGCCAGCGCGCUUCGCUUUCUGUCAGCACUACGCGUGCCGAAGGAGAGCAGCUCCGUUCAUCGACUUCGACAAGCUCCAGUAGCUGAAGAGUAUCGAGCUGAUCUGGCUAGGAAGCUACUGGAAACACACAGUCAUGUGGACAACGAAGAUGGCUUGGAGGAUGAACGGAGGCGAGUUAGAGAAGCAAUGCUGUCAGCUUUCAGAACUGCUGGUCUAGCCCAUCUGACUCGACUCAAUGAACACUGGAUAUCUUUGAGAUCAGCAGGUCUUAUUACCGCCAGAAAGGCCAUACCAGAAACUAGCGACUAUGAUGGCGCACGCAGAUCCCUCAAACACCGGAUAAGUAGGAGCUUCAACAGUGACAGGGAACGCUGGUGGAUUUCGAAGACACAGGAGAUGCAGAAGGCUUUCGCUGCAGGCAACAGCCGCGCCCUGUUUCAACUGAUCCGACCAACGGGUCAAAAUAAGGCAGGAAUGCUUCCAAAGGGUAUUACCCUCAUCGGUGGCACCUGGAAAUCCGUGACGGAUUUCCUGAGGUCUUCUCCACCUUUCACUGAAGCAGCCAUGGUUCCCUCUAUCAGUGCGUCAGAAGAACAUUUAAUGUUGCGGUGGAAGAACUUACUUGAAGAAUGUCAAUCCGGUACGGCACUGCCAUUGGAUGUUUCCGGCCAGAUUUCCAGUCUGCUGCAAGCUUUCGCCGAUCCGUGCCGUGGCGAACCAAAUUUUUAUUUGGUCCGCUUCCUCCAGCGCGUGUGUUACACUCGAACUCUGCAGGAUGAUGCUGUAACUCCAAUAUUUUUCCAUCUCCUCAUGGUAGGAUCUGCUUACCCACAAGAAACCGUCUACCAUCAGGAAAAGGAAAACUCCCACGUUAUGUGGUGGUUGCUUCCUAUUAAUAUCCAACUUUUGUGUGCUACUGAUCAAGACUGGAAAAAAUUCAAUGCAGAACCGUUAGGGGCUGUGGAGCGCAUAAGCAAUCUUACAUCUGUCUACUUAGACGCACUGUCCAAACUUUUGUACGAUCCCACUGGGUUCUCACCUCGUCACGUUUCCCUCUCAUGGAUACGCGCGGCCUAUCGUUUCAUCGUCCAUGCUGCUUGUCAACCAAGCCCUGAAAACGAUAUCUUCAGCACUGCUGUCGGAUUCUUGGUUGUCCUUGAGGCCACGGAAGCUGACUUGUGGCACGACUUCAUGCUGUACUUUGUAAGACCCAUGCGAUCGGCCGUCAUCGAAUUUUAUAAACUAGCCAGUGCUUCUACCCCAGUCUGCACACAAAACGUGAAUUCCACUUCCGACACAGCACUGCUUGAGCGAUUCUUCGUCGAAUUGGACAAUCUGAAUAGCUUAUCCGGGCGUGCACCGGUUUAUGCAACCACCUCCUAUCGGGAACGUCUUUCUCUCCUAGUUUGCUGUCUGUUUGACCGACUCGCCUGCAUUGUCUUAUACGCCGCAGGUGCAACAAGUCAAACACAUCCAGUUUUGUGGAAUACUCUCUAUACUCCGGUGAGCUUAAACCCUUCAUCAGUUCCUGAGGCAUUAAUAUGCCUGCCUGUCGUGAAACUUCAUCGGGUUGCUGAGACAGAUGAUCUUCCACUGACACCAUUCAAAGACGGUGACGAGUCUCUGUGUUCCGGCUUGGUCUAG
Molecule: messenger RNA, 2049 nt
Organism: Opisthorchis viverrini
Lineage: Eukaryota; Metazoa; Platyhelminthes; Trematoda; Opisthorchiida; Opisthorchiidae
Exons: 8
Coding region: 1-2049 (682 amino acids)
Source: RefSeq, a predicted model, not a curated record